AGUCCAUUAAUAGAUGACAACUUAUUUGAUAUUUUCCAAGAUACGGUGUUUGGGGACACCCAAUUUGGUGGAGGGGACCUCAUUUCCAUUUUCCAGAGCCUAGACUCCAAAGAUUUUGCCCCUCCAACUUCGAAACAAAACGAGCACAACUCAACAAUGGAGUCUCAAAAGCUCUCAAUAUCUUCAAGUGCUGAAACUGAGGCUGAAAUCUCACCCGAAAGCAAGACAAAAAAGCUUAUCCCCACCUUGCCGGAGGAACCACAGAAGGUGUCUCAUAUAACAGUGGAGCGCAACCGAAGAAAGCAGAUGAAUUUAAACUUGUCCGUAUUAAGGUCACUUAUGCCUUCCUUCUAUGCCAAACGGGGAGACCAAGCAUCAAUAAUUGGAGGUGUGGUCGAUUACAUCAACGAGUUGCAACAGGUGCUACAGUGCCUAGAGGCCAAGAAACAAAGAAAAGUUUACAGUGAUGUACUAAGCCCGAGGGUAGUUUCAAGCACAAGGGCUUCACCACUAAGUCCUAGAAAACCAGCAUUGAGCCCUAGAAUAAACCUACCCAUUAGUCCAAGGACACCACAACCUGACAGCCCUUACAAACCCAGUUACCUUUCUCCAACUAUAGCCAACUCUCCCACUUCUUCGGCUUCUUCUUCCAUCAACGAUAAUAUCAAAGAGCUUGUUGCGAGUUCCAAGUCUCUUAUGGCUGAUGUUGAGGUCAAGUUUUCAGGUCCACAUCUUCUUCUCAAGACAGUUUCACCACCAAUUCCUGGACAGCCUCUGCGAAUAAUAUCAGCACUUGAAGACCUAGCACUUGAAAUCCUUCAUGUCAACAUCAACAUUGCUGAUGAAAUCAUGCUGAGCUCGUUCACUAUUAAGAUUGGAAUUGAAUGCCAACUCAGUGCCGAAGAACUCGCUCAACAAAUCCAGCAAACAUUCUACUAAACAUGGCUUCCACACUCCAGAACCACCAUCACACCUCACCCUUCCCCUUUUUAGUGUUUUGUUUGUA
Messenger RNA from Vigna unguiculata (cowpea), 1006 nucleotides. Its product is annotated as transcription factor SPEECHLESS-like. Gene Ontology annotation, biological process: positive regulation of DNA-templated transcription; stomatal complex development; guard cell differentiation. Gene Ontology annotation, cellular component: nucleus. Gene Ontology annotation, molecular function: DNA-binding transcription factor activity; protein dimerization activity. NCBI's taxonomy places the organism in Eukaryota, Viridiplantae, Streptophyta, Magnoliopsida, Fabales, Fabaceae. The record is from RefSeq and is a predicted model, not a curated record.